This is a messenger RNA of Cryphonectria parasitica EP155, 942 nucleotides long. RefSeq lists its product as uncharacterized. The record is from RefSeq and is a predicted model, not a curated record. Gene Ontology annotation, molecular function: D-ribulose-phosphate 3-epimerase activity; metal ion binding. NCBI's taxonomy places the organism in Eukaryota, Fungi, Ascomycota, Sordariomycetes, Diaporthales, Cryphonectriaceae. The transcript has 3 exons. Gene Ontology annotation, biological process: carbohydrate metabolic process; pentose-phosphate shunt, non-oxidative branch; pentose-phosphate shunt. Gene Ontology annotation, cellular component: cytosol. Bases 63 to 818 code for a protein of 251 amino acids.
GUCAGCUGUGCGAACACACCAAAACACCUAACCCAGGCUCCCCAGAGAACCGAGAUAUCACAAUGGCACCGAGCGCGAUCAUUGCACCCUCCAUCCUAUCGGCAGACUUCGCCAAGCUGGGGGCAGAAUGUGCGAAGACAAUGGACCAGGGCGCCGACUGGCUCCAUGUUGAUAUCAUGGAUGGCCACUUUGUCCCAAACAUAACCUUCGGUGCCCCUAUCGUGGCCAAGAUCCGCUCGCACGUCGAGAAACCCACCGUUCGCCACGGCCGCGGCACCUUCGACUGUCACAUGAUGAUCGCCGAACCCAGGCGAUGGGUCAAGGAAUUCCAAAAUGCCGGCUGUGAUCUGUACUGCUUCCAUUACGAGGCUGCUUUUUCCACCGCCGCCGAAUCCCCGAGCGGCCACUCCGACCAGAAGACAAACCCCAAGGAUCUGAUCCGGUAUAUCCACGAUUGCGGCCUGCAGGCCGGCAUUGCGAUCAAGCCCAAGACCGGUGUUGAUGUGCUGUGGGACAUCUUGGAGAACCCCAACGAGGCAGAGAGGCCCGAUAUGGUGCUAAUCAUGACCGUGGAGCCGGGUUUCGGAGGCCAGAAGUUCAUGGCAAGUGAGCUGCCCAAGGUGCAGGAGUUGAGGAAACGGUAUCCGGAACUAAACAUCGAGGUGGACGGUGGACUGGGUCCCAGCACCAUCGAUCAGGCCGCUGAUGCCGGCGCGAACGUGAUCGUGGCCGGCAGCGCUGUUUUCGGGGCCCAGGAUCCAGCCGAGGUGAUUUCUCUUCUGCGUAAGAAGGUUGACGAAAGAUCGGGGAAGAUAUGAAGGCAAAACCACAAGGAUAGUCUUUUUUUUGUCUCUAAAGAAAGAGAAGAAAAUCACCGAAAACCCCUUAUGCUUUAAAUUAGCCAGCAGCAUAUAGAGCGACUCGUUACAUCCUCCUCCCGCC